GGAUCUGAUCCCCUUGCUCCUCUCGUCUCGGCUACGCAUAGUCACGUACGGAUUGUACAUACAUACAUACAUACAUCCAUACCUCUAUACAUCCCAUAUAUACAUAAUAUACAAUACCUACGUACGUAGCGUAGCGUAUGUACAUCCCCCCUACCACACCAUAUACUUACAUACCCUAACGUACAGAUAUACACAUACACAUACUGGCAGACGGACGAGACAGGACGCAGCAGGUAGCUAAAGCUCGCUGGCUGGGCCACGCCCACCGUUUGAGGCGCUGGAACCAGACCAGAUAGGUCCCGUCCCCGUCCCCGUCUACAUACGUCCACGAACCACGAACCACGAACCACGACCCCCGUCCCCUGCCAGCCCUAGGUCGGGUUUCGUGACUUGGCCCCCCCCUUACGGCAGCACCUUGGAAUCGGCGUGCCCCUGCUCAGAUCGCGCCCCCAUAAAAAAUUGCAAAUUAAAAUCAAAUCAAAUGGCAGAGGCACAACAGGAACAGCCACAGGCUCAUCAACCUCAGCCUGAACCCGUCUUUGCCGUCGCUGAAGAACUAGCCCAUGCCCUCCCACAUCAAUCGCGGGCCAAGUCUCCAUUAUCACAAGCUACGCAAGAGCAGGAAAAUAUCCAAGGGGCGCAGGGGCAGGUACAGGCACGGGAGGCACAGGCACAAACAGAGCCAGAGCCAGAUGCCCACGAUUUCGAUUUCGAUCACCCACACCCACGCGCACGCGCACCAACUUCAAACUUAGAUCCCGCAAAUAAUGCAACGACGACAGUAGCCGCCGCCCACGCGCAGGAGCAGGAGUGGGCACAAGAAAAGGAUCGGGAAAAGGAACAAGAACGGGACCAGGGUUACCAGCUUCUUUCGGACCACUCUACCACCGACGGCUUCAGGCCAACCUCGACUCCAACCUCGACAUCUACGCCGGCGACCGCCUCACCCGCCGCCGAUCCCGUCGCGACUGCGCUCGCUGCCGACCAGGCUACUCAAUCCUCGGCGACCGUCGCCACCAACGGCGCUCUGCCCGACCAGCAAGAGCAGAAGCAGCACCAGCGCCAGCGCCAGCGCCGAGAAGCUGUUGCGCCGUCCCCGGAAGUCAUGUCGAACAACCCACCUCGCCAUCCUCAUGGGCCACCUCGACAGCCCGCCAGCUACCCGAAUCCUACGGCAUAUGCGACGUCCGCAAUGGCGGCUACGCACUACGGAUAUGCAAACCCGGCAGGUCAAGGACCGGACGCGUACCGCGCGAGCGUGGGCGUUCCCAGCAACGCCAUGGCGCUGCCAAGCAUGCGUACGUUCGACCCGGCUCAGCAGCAAGCUCAGCAGCAGCAGCACAUGGCGAUGGCGAUGCCUGUGAACCCCGUCCCGUCGGUUCCGUCGAUGCCGGCUCAGCAGCACAUGUCCUACUUCGCACAGCAACCCGGACCUAUGACUGCGAAUAACCCGUACGCCCUACCCCCCGACGCUCUGAGACCGCAAUAUGCUCUACCUCCAAGCGGACCAGGUAGCGUGCUAGGCGGUCGACACAAGAAGGAAAUAAAACGUCGAACAAAAACGGGCUGUCUGACGUGCCGGAAAAGACGUAUAAAGUGCGACGAGCAACAUCCCAUCUGCAAGAACUGUCAGAAAUCCAAACGCGAAUGCCUGGGCUACGAUCCCAUCUUUAAGAAUCAGCAGCAGCAGCAUCACACCAACAUUCGACCCGCUCCCAAUAAUCCGUCGGCCUCGUCUUCUUCCGCACCGCCGUCCAGUCGACCUCCCGCCUCUUCCACGCCCGCGUCCGGCGGCGCGCAAACCCAGACCUCUUAUACUGCUACCCUCCCCCCGCUGCGUCGUCGGUCAAGGGCGAGCCCGCUCUCGAAUACCCUACCGCUAUCGAUCCUACUUUAGACACCGUAUUGUCCACAACGACAAGGAAGAUGAAAGUCUACGAG
This is a messenger RNA of Daldinia decipiens, 1941 nucleotides long. RefSeq lists its product as uncharacterized. The coding region runs from base 482 to 1897 and encodes 471 amino acids. Gene Ontology annotation, biological process: regulation of DNA-templated transcription. Lineage: Eukaryota; Fungi; Ascomycota; Sordariomycetes; Xylariales; Hypoxylaceae. The transcript is spliced from 5 exons. The record is from RefSeq and is a predicted model, not a curated record. Gene Ontology annotation, molecular function: DNA-binding transcription factor activity, RNA polymerase II-specific; zinc ion binding.